Messenger RNA from Nasonia vitripennis (jewel wasp), 5903 nucleotides. RefSeq lists its product as uncharacterized. Bases 132 to 5780 code for a protein of 1882 amino acids. The record is from RefSeq and is a predicted model, not a curated record. The transcript is spliced from 8 exons. NCBI's taxonomy places the organism in Eukaryota, Metazoa, Arthropoda, Insecta, Hymenoptera, Pteromalidae.
UUGGCGCCACCAUUAUUGUUAUGGUUAUGCAGCGGUUGUUGUCAGUUCUUAAAUUUGAAUCUUUCCGUGCGGUUUCAACCAUAAAUCAUAAAUGUCACAGUUAAAAAAUAGUUAACUAUUUUUUGAAAAUAAUGGAGAAACAAGAAAGUGUCUCGCGACAGUCUUCUAUAUUAAAACCACCAAAGCAACGACAGCCACUGCAAUGCGUAGCCACCAAUCCAUCAUCUUCAGAAAACUCGCCCACUAUAAAGAUCAAAAGGAGAGUCAGUUUUGCAAAGAACAAGCGCAUCAGAGAAUUUUGCAAUGAAGCCGAACAAGGAACAGUAUGGGACAAUACGUAUGAAGAACAUGACUUAAGCAACCCAAAAAAUAAUAGCAAUGAUCAUCCAGUUGUCAUAAGCGUGCCUUGCCAUGACAAAGAAAACUUCCCAGUGCAGCUAUUUUUGAAAAGUGAUGAGCUUGAUUGUAAAGAAGUCCCGCAAAAUACUCCAACAGAAGAUGGAGAUCAUCUGUCUCAAAGUGAUAUGGAAAUGGACAGUUCAAUUAAUAAUUCCAGGCCAACAAGAAUAGAAGAACAACAUAGUGAAAAUCAAUAUGAAAACGAAACUAUUUACUGUGAUGAUGGCAUGGACAUGACAAAUUAUAUACCAUCAGAAAUUGUUCCGUGUCAAAGACAUGAUAAUGAUGCUAUGGAGAAUCAUUUGCCUGGCCCGCAAAAUUGCAUUCAAAACACAUCUAUGGAAAUUACACGAAAUCUGCCAUCAGCUUAUUCCAAUAAUGAUAAACAUCUAUUAGCAAGUAAUUCUACAGAUCUGACUCAAGCCAUUUCUGCACUGUUGAGCAGUGGAUGUGUACAAAAAUUAAAUAACCCAACAAAUUUGGAAGCCCCCAAUGCGGAACCUUCUAAAAGUAAAAUGGAUUGUUCGAAUACAGCUGCUAUGGAAUUCACUUCAGUAUUGCCAAGUUCAACGUGGAUAAGACCCAAUAGUCGAUGCCAAAAUGAUGACAGAACAGAAAAUUUGACUAAAACCAUGGAGUUUACUAUGGCUGUGCCAUGUUCUAUGCAGAAAGCUAAAAAUGCAGAUAAAAGUAAUGGUUUUUCUGAGAAAACUAAUAUUUUUACCAACAGAUCAAUGGAAAUGACAGAACCAGUUUUCACAGUAAAUAAGGAUAACAAUCAUGAAAUUCCUGCAGUAGUGCAAGAAAAAACAAAACUAUUUCUCAACAAUUCUAUGGAAAUGACAGAAGUAGUAUCUAUUUUUGAUAAGAUACGACAAAUAGAAAACAAUCUACAACCAUGUACCAAUUCAACAGUGCAAGAAAAAACUAAAAUUUUUGUAAAUAACUCCAUGGAAAUGACAGAAGCAGUUCCUUCUUUAGAUAAAAUUUGUACAUUGGAUAACAAUAGACAACUAUUGAAUAACGUAACGUCACAAGAAAAAACUAAAAUAUUCAUGAAUAAUUCUAUGGAGAUGACAGAAGCCGUCCCAAUUAAAAAUAUAGUUCGUCAACUGGAUGAAAAUACACAGCUCUCAAACAACUUGACAAUGCAAGAACAAACGAAAAUAUUUCCAAAUAAUUCUAUGGAGAUGACUGAAGCGGUUCCAAUAUCAAAUAAAUUUCAUCAAGUAAGUAGUGAACAACCAAUCACUAAUUCCACAGUUGAAGAAAAAACGAAAAUUUUCUCUAAUAAGUCUAUGGAAAUAACUGAAGCCAUUUCUGUUUAUAAGAAUGCUAAUAUUCAAACCGCAAAUGAAAAAACUAAAGUUUUUUCAAAUCAUUCAAUGGAAAUUACGGAAGUCGUACCUGUUAGACAAUUUCCUACAGACUUAGAGAGACAAACUCAUCUAACACCUCACGAAAAGACUAAAGUUUUCAUUAACAAUUCUAUGGAAAUGACAGAGCUCAUUCCAGGUCAUGUAGAAAGUCGUCGAUGUGUUUUACUAACAGACAAAAGUUUACAUGAUAUAACAGAAAAUAAAACCAAGAUAUUUGUCAAUAAACCAAUGGAAAUAACUCAAGCUAUUGCUAGUGGUGAUAAACCAUCUAAUUAUUCUAAAAAUGUAUUGGAUGAAGAGGGACUAGAAAAAACACAAAUAGGCUUGAAUAUGUCCAUAGAAAUGACUGAAGCAGUUCCAGUUUGUAAUAUGAUACCAUCCAACAUUGGCCCCCUGCACAAUAAUUUCCAAGAAAAGACAAACAUUUUUUUCAACAAGUCAAUGGAUAUAAAUGAAACAGUCGCAAUUUUAAGCAACAUUCAUGGUGCUAUUGGAGUUACGGAAGUUGAAACUAGACAGUUAUUAUCUGAAAAAACAAAAUUGUUUUCUAACACUUCCAUGGAAAUGACAGAAGCUAUCACAGCGAAUAAAAAAUAUCCAGAUGACGAAGAACAGAAACAAAAUAAAACUAGAAUAUUUGCUAAUAAAUCAAUAGAUAUUUCAGAAACGAUUCCGGUUGGACAUCCCAAUAUUUAUGCAGAACAAAUAGCGUCUGAAUCAUUAAAAGAAGGCACGAAUACUUCACGGAGUGAUGUAAUAAAAACGUCGAACGUCAUACCUAUUUAUCAUGAUAGUUAUGAAUACAAAGGAAAUACAAAUGUAGUUCAAAGUAAAUCAAAUAAACGAUAUAGGCAAUUUGAUUCUGAACCUACAAAUGAACGCAAGAAAAGCUCACCUAACAUUUGUUUAGAAACAAAACCAACACAGCACGGGCAGGAAGUAGAAAAGACGAAAGUUUUUCUUAAUAAAUCAAUGGAUAUAUCAGAAACGAUCCCUAUUCAAGGAACUGCUAAUACUAAUAUAGAUCAAUAUCACAACCCAAGUGCCAUAACUCAGGAAAAAACAAAAAUUUACCACAAUGGAUCUAUGGACAUGACAGAAGUUAUUUCAACACAUACAAAAGCUUAUGAACCUAACAACUUGUUAAAGGAAAAUUUGAACAAUGAUAGAAGGGAAUGCUUCCCCAAUAAAUCCAUGGAUAUUACGGAAAACAUUCCAGUCAAACAAAUUGUAUUUCCAAUUUUGGAAACGAAAAAAAUGUUCGACUAUAUCGCUCAAGAUAGCAGGAAUAACUUGAUGAAUAUUUCUGAAACAAUUCCAGUGAAGCAGAAUGCUCCUUCAUUUAGUGGAAUUUCCGCUGAUAAUAUGGAUAUGACUGAAAUGGUACCUGUUCAUCACCAAGUUUCUGGAACAAAUUUGAACCAUGAAAAAACUCGAAUUUUCUUAGAUAAAUCAAUGGAUGUGACUGAAACGGUCGCCUCAAAUAAAAGCAACUUUCAAUCUAUUUCGCAGCGCAGAGACGUACCAGAUGAAGCAACUCAAAUAUUUUCCAAUGCUCCGAUGGAAUUUACGUCUCAAAUUUCUACGCUACCUAACGUUACAAAAAUGCAGCCGAGUGUUGCCGGGAACAAUCAAAAUGAUAAUUUAACUAAGGUUUUACAGGAUGCUACCAUGGAAUUCACGGAGUUACCGACAUCUUUUCCUGGUAUUUCUAAUAAUUCAAAACCAUUUAAUCAAAGUGAUUUUGGUGCUUCAUCAAAUAACGUUAAUGUGGUGCAGGGUUCCAUAAAUGCAUCAAAUAACUUUCACAAAAGGAGUAAUUAUGAUAUUUCUGAUAGAUUCAGUACUAGAGAUGAAUCAUUUCAUAGAAUCACAUCCGAUGAAUUGAAUACUCUAUGUGCAUCUAUGAAUUUGCCUACACAAAAAUACUCGAGAGAUGAAAGUGUAAAUACACAAACAAAUUUCAUUCCUUCAUGUAAUGAUGUAAACGUUUUACGGGAUUCGUUGCAAAAGAAUUCAAUGUUUCAAGUUCCAGAUCAAUUUAACGCAGAAAACAAUUCAAGAGUGUCUAACAGCAGUAAGAAUAUAAAAGAGUCAAGUUUGACACAAGUGCGAAGAGAGGGAACAAUCAAUAUGGAUCUGUCAGUGAUCAAUAAAAAUGAAGCAGAUAAAUCUAUAGCAAUAGAGAACUACUUUAAUAAAUCAGUUACAGCCCCUGUUACGAAUAUGGAUAAGACUGCUGAAAUUAGUCUUGAUCUUUUAGAGCAACAACAGAUUCAUUGUGGCUCCGAUCAAGUAAAAAACCAAAAUAAUGUUUUCAUAGAAAAAAGUCCUACUCAUCCUAUGAAUGAAUCGGUUACAGUACAAAAUGCAGCUAAUGUUUCUAAUAAAAAUAUUAGAAAUGUGUGCACUGCUCCAAAUAAUUGCGAGGAAGCUUUUACUCGAUACAUAGAACCAGAAAAAUCACAAAAUAGCAAAGUUCAAAUUUAUCACGAUACGUCUAUGGAGUCAGUGACUAAUCCAUUGACUUUAUUAACAGAUGCAAGAUCCAAUAAAACGAAUGUGCCUGUUGCAAACUGCAAUGAGAAUGAAAAUUGUGCUCAAAUCUCAAGAGAGAAUAGUUUGACUAGAUUACCAUCAGACAACACGGAUUUAUUAAUAGCAACCAUGGGCAUCAAAACAAAAUUAACUUAUCCACUUAUUAUAAAUGAUAAGACCACAAUAACAAUAUCUAAUAAAUCAUUUACAAGCAAGUCUUAUAGUAUGGGUACAGAAGAGGAGAACUGCAUCGAAACAAAUAAAACAUAUGUUGUGGAUGAAAAUAUAAUUAAUCCAAGAGAAUCAAGUAAAUUGAUUAGUGAAGAAGUUCAAAAUGAAGAGAAAAAAAUUAAAAUUUCUAUGGCUGAAGAUGAUAAAGAAUGUGUUAGUUUUGCUAAAGAAACUAAUCAAGCUGGUGUUGAGAUUGAUAUUUUUUCAGAAAAAUUUUCGGAAGAACUUGAUGAAAUUCAACCCCCUUCCUUCUUGGACUCAGAUAGUAUGCAAGAUGAUGAUUUGUCUGACCAAUUGGAACGCUUGUCUAGCAGUAAUCGUUUGGAUUCGAUCUUGAGCGAUUCAAACGAGAAAUGUGUAACACCUGAUGAGGCAGAACUGAAAGAUGAUAUAUCAUUCAAUGACACCCUGGAGAGCAGUAAACACUCCGAAGCAGAAAAACAAAAAAGACUAUCAAGUUGUGACUCGGAUUAUUCGUUUAAGAAUAAAAGUAACGAAAUUUCAUCUCCGAAAAAAGAUUGUGUCCAUCUGCCUUUUACCCCAGUAAAUAAUGAGAGUAAAAAAGAUCUUAUAGAAGAACCAAUUUCGCCAUUUUUAUCGUUAACGGAAAAUUUGAAAACUGAGGAAAUGAGGGAUGAUUGUAUCUGGGCAAUUCGAGCGAUGAAGCCAAAUAUAAUAGCAAUAGAUUUCAUAUCAAAAUCAUUUGUUGUUGUUUUAAGAUUGAACGAAAUGGAGAUGAUAAAUUGCAUUAGGGAUGUUGAAAAAAUAGAAUUCGUCUCGAGAAUUCGUGCUGAUUCUAAAAAUGUAUUGUUAAAAAUAGUUCAUAGACUAUUAUUGUUAAAACUUAACCCCGAUGAAAUGAUAAAAAAAUGCAAAAUGUAUGAAGACAUUUUACCUAUGUUGCAAUACAUAUCGAAGGAAGUUGUUUUUUUCAUGAAUUUCAUGUUCGAUUUGGAACGAUUAUCCGCGAUGAAUUUAAUAACGAUAGAUAUCGAAAGGAUCACGUUUAUGGUUUCAUCUAGGAAGUCAAACAUCAUCUUAAAAGUAUUGUUAAAGCUUAAGCUUUUUGAUGAAAUCGGGCCAAACGACAUAGAUCUAACAUGUGUGUUAGGUGACAUAAGGAAAAACGAUAUUAAGCAAUUAAUAGUAAAUAUAAAAAAAGAUUACAAAUUUCUUAGUAGAUACAUAACUGAUGUUAAAGACUAUAUAACGUUGAUUGAGAAUCAUGUAUAGAAAAAAAUAUGUCAUAUAUAAACAUACCAUAAGAUGAUCUCUAAUUUAAGUUAGUAAGAAUUGAAUUAUUAAUUUUGUAAAUUAUAUAUAUUUUGUAAAUUGUAAAUAAAUUUGUGUACGUAA